GUUGCAUAAUGUAGAGAUAAGAACAUGACAGAGGAGUUUGUUUGACAACGCAAAUCACAAGCGAUGAAACAUUUGUUAGAGCUAUUGAUUUUUGUCGUCGUUGUAUCACAAUAUUCAACUCUUGGAAGGAGAAUAGUAGAGAGAGAAGAUGUAAAUACCCCUGCGACUCUGGGUGCGGAUGGGGUCGAGAUUGAAAAAGGAGGAGGAUUCCCUCCGUACAACUACACGGAGCCUAACGAAUCAGAAGACGAUGGACAGGUAGACUUCGACCUUGACGCGACUACGACAACCACGACCGUCGCGACGACCACCACGAUCACCACGACCAUCACCCUAGAGCCUGAGGCACUAGAGGAUAUCGACCACUCGCCAGUUGUGGACCAUUUCUCGGAAACUGACCAAAAGAGCAAAACUGUACCAAACUCAAAAUUGGGUGGGAGAUAUAAACACCAAGAAAGUGUGUCUACUUUUAAACACUUGAAAAAAAGAAUAAACGCAGAAAUGUUCAAGAUGUACAGAUACAUGCCGCUUGUCCAAAGUUUCACGUGGUUAAGUGGCGUGUUUGCUGUGUUGACUGUAUUGUUUAAAAUACACGAAGUAUAUCUGAGUUGA
Molecule: messenger RNA, 612 nt
Organism: Macrosteles quadrilineatus (aster leafhopper)
Lineage: Eukaryota; Metazoa; Arthropoda; Insecta; Hemiptera; Cicadellidae
Exons: 3
Coding region: 64-612 (182 amino acids)
Source: RefSeq, a predicted model, not a curated record